Paramuricea clavata is the source of this 8163-nucleotide messenger RNA. The record is from the annotation of a GenBank genome assembly. NCBI's taxonomy places the organism in Eukaryota, Metazoa, Cnidaria, Anthozoa, Malacalcyonacea, Plexauridae.
AUGUUAGGAAAUGUUGGUCUGGACAAAAACUACCAAACGUACUGUGUUAGGAAAAUGAUGACUAUUGCCAUUCGAAGUACAUACUAUAUUUUUUGCUGCAGAAAUAAGGAAUGGGAAAGUAUAACUAUUAACUAUUUGAAAUAUCUGAUUGUCUUGUAUAUUUAUAUAUUUUCAUGUAUCCUGUCUUUUAUUAGUUGAUAUAGUUGUGAUUCAAAUAGCCAAUUGUAAGUUACCUUAAAUUAGUGAGAUUUACAAUUGUAUAUAUAUAGUAUAUAACAAAAUUAUUAAAGUUUCCAUUAUUAUUAUUAUUAUUAUUAUUAUUAUUAUUAUUAUUAUUAUUAUUAUUAUUAUUAUUUAUUAUUAUUAUUAUUAUUAUUAUUAUUAUUAUUAUUAUUAUUAUUAUUAUUAUUAUUAUUAUUAUUAUUAUUAUUAUUAUUUGUUUGAAUCCAGAAUCACUUCUUCACGUCGUCGCUGGAUGCAAGACCUACCUAAAUGAAGGACGUUUCACGUGGCGUCAUGAUUCGGUGCUUAACUUCAUAGCAUCCAUACUUAAAUCUGUGAACCAUUGUAACCUUUAUGCUGACCUUCCUGGCUAUAUCAGUCCAUCUGUUAUCACCGGAGAUGAAUUGCGCCCUGAUCUUUUAAUAACACUUGAAAACAAAUGUAUUUAUAUACUUGAACUUACCGUCGGAUUUGAAUCUAAUCUCCUCACUAAUGCAACUCGAAAAAGACAAAAAUAUCAAGAUCUAAUUAACGAACAGCUCAAAAAUUAUGAAAAAGUGAAAUUUGUAAAUUUAUCGAUUAGCUCAUUAGGAGUUUUCAGCCACCCGUCGCUAGAUUUCACCGAAAUGCUGAAAGAUCUAAAGUUUGAUGAACAAUGUAGAAAGUACUAUGUUCGAAAAAUUAUUAAUAUAUGUAUCAGGUCCUCGUAUUAUAUAUUCUGUAAGCGUAACAAAGAAUGGGAUAACCCACAACUAAUGUCAUACUAAUAUUGUUAUUAUGUAGAGUGUUAAUUCAAGUAGACACUGGUAAACUACCUGUAAAGAGAGGUUUAUCAUUGUAGUGUGUAUAUAUAUUAUUGAAAGAAAUAAAGUUUCCAUUAUUAUUAUUAUUAUUAUUAUUAUUAUUAUUAUUAUUAUUAUUAUUAUUAUUAUUAUUAUUAUUAUUAUUAUUAUUAUUAUUAUUAUUAUUAUUAUUAUUAUUAUUAUUAUUAUUAUUAUUAUUAUUAUUAUUAUUAUUAGACAUCAGUCCUGAACUUUCUUGCUCAUCAGUUACAAACUGUUGACGGUUCUACUCUCUACGCUGAUCUAAAUGGAUUCAAAAGCCCUUCAAUACUUACAGGUGAUACGUAUCGCCCAGAUUUGUUAUUAUCGUGCCCAAAUGGUUCCUUAUAUGUGGUUGAACUCACCACUGGUUAUGAGACAAACCUCAAAAACAACGUAAAACGGAAGAAGGAUAAAUAUAGAGAAUUAUUGAGACAGCUAGGUAAAAAUUUUAACCAAGUUAAAUUUAUAAAUCUCUCCAUCAGCUCUUUAGGUAUUUUUUGCAGAAGAAUGUUUUACAUUUUUAGACAUAUUAGAUAGUAUUGGUCUUGACAAAAACCACCAAAUGUACUGCGUUAGGAAAAUGAUGACUAUUGCUAUUAGAACUACAUAUUACAUUUUUUGUUGCCGAAAUAAGAAAUGGGAAAAUCCGGAUUUACUAUUUUACGAUUUAUUAUUAUUAUUAUUAUUAUUAUUAUUAUUAUUAUUAUUAUUAUUAUUAUUAUUAUUAUUAUUAUUAUUAUUAUUAUUAUUAUUAUUAUUGUUAUUAUUAUUAUUAUUAUUAUUAUCAUUAUUAUUAUUAUUAUUAUUAUUAUUAUUAUUAUUAUUAUUAUUAUUAUUAUUAUUAUUAUUAUUAUUAUUAUUAUUAUGAAGGACGUUUCACGUGUCUUCAUGAUUCGGUACUUAACUUUAUAGCAUCCAUAUUCAAAUCUGUGGACCAUUCUAACCUUUAUGCUGACCUUCCUGGCUAUAUAAGUCCAUCUGUUUUCACCGGAGAUGAAUUACGCCCGGAUCUUUUGAUAACACUUGAGAACAAAUGUAUUUAUAUACUUGAACUUACGGUCGGAUUUGAAUCUAAUCUCCUCCCUAAUGCAACUCGAAAAAGACAAAAAUAUCAAGAUCUAAUUAAUGAACAGCUCAAAAAUUAUGAAAAAGUAAAAUUUGUAAAUUAAAUUUAUCGAUUAGUUCAUUAAGAGUUUUCAGUCAUUCGUCGCUAGAUUUCACCGAAAUGCUAAAAGCUAAGAUCUAAAGUUUGAUGAACAAUGUAGAAAGUACUAUGUUCGGAAAAUUAUUAACAUAUGUAUCAGGUCCUCGUAUUAUAUUUUCUGUAAGCGUAACAAAGAAUGGGAUUACCCACAACUAAUGCCUUACUAAUAUUGUUAUUAUGUAGCCGUGUUAAAUCAAGUAGUCACUGGUAAACUACCUGUAAAGAGAGGUUUAUCAUUGUAGUAUAUAUAUACAUAUAUACAUAUAUAAAUAUAUAUAAUUAUUUAAAUUCGCAAAACAGCUAUUAGUAUCCAGUUUUUGAUGUAUAUAGCUAAUUGUGUACUUAUAAUGUAGAAAAAUGGAAAAUAUUUCUCGAACUCAAAUUGUGUAAAGCAGGGGUGCGUGUCAUUUCCAACAAACUAAAAAUGGCUUCCGCACAAAAUUUAAAAGUUUUAAUCAUAUUUUGAGUUGAUAGAUGGAACAUUUGUUUGGUUUUUAAUUACUGUACAAAAUUUCAAAUGUAUUAUUGAAAGUAAUAAAGUUUCCAUCAUUGUAACAGUUCCGGUUCUGUUGAAGUCGAAGAAGUUGAUGAUUUCAUCGACAGCGGUCGUGAAUUAAGGGAGCGUGGCAAAAUUGGAAUUGAUCUCAGAAAAAAAGUCCCAGAGCCACCCACGAGUGCCGAACGCUGUCAGUCUUGGGUCAGUCAACAACUAUACAAUGGGAUAACAAGAAGAUCGUGUCGACUUUCAUGCCCACCCACUUUAGAUUUGGCAAGAUUCGCGUUGGGAUCACGCUGGUAUAGAAUUGUGCAAAGAUCCAAAGAAGGAAAUUCAUUUUUUCCAAACUACUGCAUAUUUAGCACUACUUGGAGACGACAAGAUGCCGAUGAAUGUUGCUACACUUAUUACGGAUUCUCUAUUUCCCAAUACUACUUUUACAACCCCUUUUCCCUUUAUUACUAUUACGCUUUCAAUUUUCGAUAUAGAUACCGCUACUAUAGCGGAUUCUCCCUCAAUAGCUUUCCGACAAAAGGCGCAGGGCACUGGCAUCCAUACCAUCCACGAAGAAAUAAUGCUAAAUUUUUGGAAGAACAGGACGCAUACAAUGAUUGCUGCACUCGAUCAGAUAGUACCUCGCAAUCGUGUUCGCGAUUCUACAGCAUUCGCCCGACUUGCAAAACCUCGUUUUGGUUUUUCCCAACAAGAUGGGGUAAGUGCUUUCCCUCAAUAUUCAAUUGACAGGUUAAUUGGCAACCUGCCGGUUAUAGUUAUUUGAUCUAUAAAUAUGUGGUUACAUGCAAGUAUCCAGUUUAUGUCAUUCAGUCACCCGAUACCGUUAUUUAGUUACCCGGUUUCAUAACCUACAAUCAGUUUCAAAUGUCUUGGAUCAGAUGCCACACAAAAUCUUUAAUUCCAACAAAGGUGUGAGGGGAAGGGGUGCCGAAUUUUAUGGGACCAACUCUAUCGGAUCGACUUGUAAUCUAAAACGGCAUGUGUGCCAACAACUUUUGAAAGUGAUUGUACAUUUUCUCACGUUUAUACUCCAUGGAAACGUUUUGUUUUAAAAUAUUAUUACAUUUCAGCUAGCAUGUUUGGUGAUCCACAUUUUGUUUCACUUGAUGGCAAAAACUAUACCUUCAAUGGUUGUGGAUGGUAUACGUAUUUCACAGGAGAAAUACCAGGUCAGAAACUCUUUUCAUGCUUAUUUAAAUCGUAAUUUUUUAUUGAUACCAUGAGCAUGUAUAAAAUGUUCACCUUAUCUGCUUUUUUCUUAAAGUUUAUCACAUUAAAGUCACAAAAUUUUAAUACAAAAGAAAGUUUUUAUUUGUCCGGUCACGAAAACCAAAGAGCUUUGGCUAUUUGUCCACGUAUUCAUUUGACUGGUUCAUUAAUGACUAGCGGUUGUAUUACACAAUAAUACCGGAACAUUAUAUACCCGCACCUAACCCCUUCCUUAACCUCUACUCAUAACCUCUAAUCUCUAACCCAUUGUAAUUCAUCUUCGCUAUAAGAUAUAAAAAUAUUACGUUUCGACUUACAAAUAUUGUGUCACAAUAUUGAAGUCUCGAAUUAAAUAUUUUGCAACAUAUUCGUCUCAAAGGUAUCCAGCAAAUUAUUAAUUAAGUUAAUCUAAAGCGAAUAGCUCGACUAAACAGAUUGCAGAAUAGCUCAUAUACGGUGGAUGAAUAUAUUUGUAAAUACAGAUCACCUGCUUGAACCUACUUGACCUCGCAGCUUGGGUAGUUCAACUAUAGGUCGCGAGAUAGAUUCCCGUCAAGCAAUUUUUCAGUUUACCAUGUGUAUCGCAAUUCAGUCUCAGGGUAUAGCAUCAUCUAAAUUUAGAUGGCUGGACCGUAUGUGCCAGAGUGAAUCGCAAGAGGCAAGAUCUCGCCUCGUAUAUAUUUGUUGUAUGUUUUCGAGAUUUUAUUGACAUUGAAACCGAAGGAGGUGAGAUAUCACAUUAACUCCGCGGGCUUAAAUUCCGGUUCGACGGUCCAUGCAGCAUAGCUCAAACAAACAGUCUUAACAUUCAACGUUUCACUCAGGUCAAUUAAUUAAAGUUCUCAAAUAUGCUGGACAUGCAGGAACGGAGCUGGAUGGGAUGAGGGUGGGAUUAGUCUGCAAAUUAUUGUAUCCCAGUCGCAAAACACGAAUUGGUUAGCAUGGGAAAACCUGAAAUAUUUGAAUGAAAUCCAUUAAAAACAAAUAAUAUAUCUAAUUAUAGGUUUGAAUUUCCUAUCGUGUAGACGAAUUUCCAAACAUUUUUCAAUUGAUGUUUUGGUUAUUUGCGGCACAAUGUUCAUCCCGGAAAUUCUAUUUUCGUAAGUAACUGUCUUAACAUUACAGUUCUAUAUUUGUAUUAGGUAACAACGAAAGCUCUCUUGUGGUUCAAGUUCGCACAACAAGGAUUGGCAAUGUUAAUGCAACUGGUUUUACCGGAAUUGCUGUCAAGGAGGGUAAUACAGAAGUCGUUCAAGUCAACCUAAGAUCAGGAGGUAUACACAUGAUGUUUAUAAAUAAUUUCCAUCUACACAAGCCAAUAUUUUGUUCUAUCCUGUGAAAUGCACAACAUUUUGAUAUUAGGUCUUUUACACUGUGUAGUAAUAAGUAAUCACAUAUCAUAAGCCGGGAAAAGAAGCGUUUGGAAAGUAUUGUUUAAUUAAGAAGCAUAGGACUGCCAAUUAUAAUAAUAAAUGACUCCUAUAUCACUUAGGGGCCAUUCACAAAGGAUGUCCGGCCAAAUGAUGGAUUUUCAGACCCCCCCUCCCCCCCUUGUCCGGCAUUGUCCGAAUUAGUGACCCCCCCUCCCCCCGGACAUCCGCCAUGCCUCGCAAAAACUCAAGCAAACUUGUAUAUAUCAAGAGUAAACAACUUUUUUACUUUUAGAACUUUUUUAUAACUGUAAAUGUGAACACAAAAACAUAUAAAUUACUAAUUAAAACAAAAUCUAGUGUUAACCGCAUAGUUAAAAUGCCAAUUUCACAAUGGGAAGGACUGCUCAAAAUAGAGGGAAAAAGAAAUUUGUUUUUGAAUUUUUUUAAAUUUCGGACAUCCGGAUUGCUAAAAAAAAACCCCUCCCCCCCUAUGUCCGAGUUUGUCCUGAUUUCUUCUCCAAACCCUCCCCGGCUUGGACAUCCUUUGUGAAUGGCCCCUUAUCUAUAGUACUAGUGAACAGCCUAAAGCACAAAAGAUAGUUUGCUACCUUUUUGCGUCAGCUAUCGCGCAGCACCACAUUUCUACUGGGCAGUCAACACAACUGAAAUUGCCACCGAUCAAUACUUUACUUUGAAUUAUCUUUCAGAACCACUUAGAGAUAUUGAAAGCUAUGUUUAAUCAUUAUUCAGACAUUGACCGGGAACCGGCCGAAAACAGUUUUCUUUCAAAUUUUAAUUGAACUGAUAUUUGGAUAUUUUGUUCCAUUCAUUAAAAAUUUAUACUAAAAUAAUUAUUCACCUCAGGCUCAGUCAUUCCGCUGAAUAUUCACUACGACUUUGUCUCGGUGAAUAUUCGCCGGUAUUCACUUCGCUUUGGCGAAUAAUUGUUAAUUAUAACCACAAUUAUAUUACCCGUCUCCAGAUUCUUACGUUUUUUCUAAUUUAUUUCUUAACUUAAGGUGGUCUGCAAAUACGAGUCAAUGGCAGUGAUUUCACUCCUAGUUCGAAUGCAACAGAACUGGACAGUGGCAUUGUUCUAUCUCUGGCCAAUGACACAUUUGAAAUAGGAACACCGCUUGGAAGUGGAGUACGAAUUAAAGAAGCAGCAAACGGCACGUUUUUUACAUUUGUGACGGCGUUCUUAUCUUCUUACGAAAAUUCAUCAGUUGGAUUAGGAGGAAAAUGGAACGGCAACAUGGAAGACGACUUCACCUUACCGGAUGGAACCGUUUUACCAAUUAAUAUGAAUGAUUCAGAAAUUUUUCAUAAAUUUGGUGAAGCAUGUGAGUUUAUUUCUAAUUAUUGCAGACAGUCAAUUACCCCUGAUAAACUUGUUAUACCUGUAGAAGGUGCAGAAAGUGAUUUAAUGUCAUUGUCAUUUUCUAUUUGGACUGAUGCAGUGCAUGUAAUUAAUCAUAUAUCAACGUAGAAAAUAUCACACGAGUAGCAGCAUACAUAAGUAACUUAUACGUAACUGUUUUGAAACUGCGAUAUAUAUAGGAGAUGAUAAUAUAACAUUUUUCAUCCGCAUGUAGGGAGAGUACCCAAUAGUGAAAUAAUAUACGAAAACAUAGAUGACGACGAUGUUGCGUUCGCAUGCCCGAACGGCUUUGUUCCAAUCUUCCUUGACGAAGCACUCGCUGAUAUGGAUGCAGAUUUAAGGACAGAAGCUGAACGAGUUUGUGGUGAUGACAUCUCGUGCAUUUUUGACAUCGCGGCAACAAAGGAUGUUUCAAUUGGUGAAUCAACAUUAUCAGAAAUCACUACCAUAAACAAUGAAAUAUCACAAGUGGGUAUGUACUUAUUAUGCUAAACCAUGUUGACUUUGUUAGUCAGAUAUUUAUCCUUUUUAUAAGGCAGUUUCUCCGCAAUUUUUAGUAAGAUAUAAAGCUAAAUGAAAUAAAAUUGCAUUCUGUGUACUAUACGAUUGACAAUUAGCCUAUGAAGCAUGAAGAAGUUGAAGGCAACAUUAGGAAAGAUAAAACUGAGGAUUUUGCAUCCAAAACAACAAAAAGAAAAUAAAAGUUAAAAAAGGAUCUUUUCAGCAGAGUUUGAUUGUUGCCAGAAAAAUCGCAAUAUAUUUCAACAGUUUUUAAUCGAACGCGCGUUGAGAAUAAACAUCUUGAAUCAUAAUGAGCCGCACUGAUUCGCGCGUUGCAUUUCGGAAAGACCCUCAUUCCUCCUCUGACCUGUAGGUGAAUAUAACAGAUUAAUACGUCAAAUUUGACCAAUCACCUUGUAUAGGAUUUGUUAUGUUCACUUGUGCAAAAAUGCUAAACCUUUAUAUUGUCACUACCUCAAAAUUAUUAAUCAGUACUUAUAAUGUAUGGGUAUAAAAACCUUGGAUACUUUAUCCAAAUAAUGCGACUAUAUUUGCAUGAUGGCGUGUUAUCAGUAUCAGUUUAGAGAGUCUGUUUGGUGGCGUAUAUGGCUAGAAUACGGUAUAAAAUCUGAAAUUUCCAACAACUCAAAUAUCCUACCGCCAUUACACCGCAGCAAUAACAUUAACAGAAGUACAGAACAUCAAAGUAAUAAAUUAUGUAUUUCUAACGAUAUAUAGAAAACAGUCUUCCCAUGUUUACCCAAAAUUUGACUGUUAUGAACGUUACGUUGGGAGAGACGUUCAACCUGGUUUUGGAUGCCGAAGAUCCGGAUGACGAUGAGCUAACGUUCGAUGUUCCUUCUCUUCCACCUGGAGCAAGCUUUACUUCUUCUGGAAAUCAGUUAAUUUUUUCCUGGGAUGUAAACUCCGCAGAGACG